GGGGGUUCUAAAAAAAAGGGGAAAAAUUAAAUAAAAAAUGGUAAAAUCAGUUAGAACCGGUGUUUAAUUAAGGGAGUUUAGAUUUGUUAAAAAACCUCAUACGUGGCAGCAGCGUAUUGGGCCAUACCUUUUACACGAGAGAGACAAAAAGUCAUCUCUUCUAUUUCGUUGGUCUUUCUCAACUUCGUGACGGUGAAAUCUCUUCCUCGUCGAUUAUGUCGAUGAUGAUGUUUGAUCCAACGGAGAUGAUGCUUGAUCUGUUUGGUCGUCGUCGAUUGUGACUUCCUCUUGUUCGAUUUCGUCAAAAUCCCAUCCUCGGGUCUCUCUCUCAGAUCGAUGGGGGAAGUUGUGGAGACGAUGAUCAGCAGAGGCAAGUCGACAACUAUGCUCACGGUUUUGCAUGUCGAAUCCGAUGAUUCAACUCGCUAAAGUAUCACCGCCCUUCUUCAAAACUGCUCCUACAAAGGAAUCAUCAUUAGUUGCUGCUGAAAAUGGGUGUGACGUUAGUGGCAGAAGAGACGCUUCCUCUUCUUCUUUGAGCAAUUCGAUCGAGUCUUUGAGCAAUUCGAUCGAGUCUUUGAGGACCAUAUUUUGGGCUUUGAUGUCUGAUGCUAUGAUUUUGCCUUGCGGACACACUUUUGGAGCUGGUGGAAUGGAACAAGUUAAACAAAUGGUUUGGACUUUCCCACAUACUGAUGGGCCAGCAGCAGCACUCAUCAUGGGCCAAGGCAAGUCGCAGGCCCACUCCAGCAGCAACACCUGAUCACAUACACAACAUAUAUAUGAGAUGUUAGUAUGCUGAUUAGGUUAACGCUUAAGGAAAUCAAGCAGCGGCAACAACAAGUAAUCAUAUUGAAGUGCAAGAGUAGGAGGCAACAAUACAAGAUCAAUAAGCUUAGGCCUAAGUCUAAUUGAUCUAAGGGGCUUUGUUGUAUUCUCUUGUGGGGAUUGAUUGUUACUUGUGUAAACUAUCUAGUACACUGAUUUGGUGUAGCUAGAGACUCUUUGAUCUAGUGGAUUUUGGGAGCAGAAGUUCUCCCACGAGACGUACCUCGCCGAGGGCCGGGAACUCGUUAAAUC
Brassica napus (rape) is the source of this 1080-nucleotide messenger RNA. Its product is annotated as U-box domain-containing protein 62. The record is from RefSeq and is a predicted model, not a curated record. The transcript is spliced from 4 exons. Bases 401 to 763 code for a protein of 120 amino acids. Lineage: Eukaryota; Viridiplantae; Streptophyta; Magnoliopsida; Brassicales; Brassicaceae.